GAGUCAUAACCUGCGGCGUGUUAAUUGCUGCUGUGACUCUCAGCCUACCUGGUGCCUUAAUCAGUUUCUCUUUCAGGGCGGAGAGAGAAAAAAAAAUCACAAACUCACUUAUCAAGGAGGAGCCUGCAGACACACCGACAUGCACCAAAGUGAGAGGAGGCUGAGACACAACGCAUGCUGUGCGGAGUAAAAGCCUCUAAACGCAGCCAGUCUGACGGCGAUGCUCCGCGGACGCCGAGCAGGAACCUGAUUACCGACCCAGAACCGACCAUUCUGCAGAACCACCGGAGAAAACAGACCCCAACGCCGCGAUCACCGAGCUCCAGGAAGAAGACGCAGCAAUGUCAGAGAGAAGAGGUCAGAAGUUCAUCUUCCUGUCGUCGUUAUUGGUGUGUUGUAUGUUCGCUGGUGCCGAGCAUUCCAGCUGUGGAGAAAAUGAGUUCUUCAACCAGACCAGCAACAGCUGCCAGGCUUGUCCUCAAUGCCAGCCGGGACAGGAACCACACAUGAACUGUGGUUUCGGUGUGAAGGAUGAGGACUUUGCCUGCGUGCCGUGUCCACAUGGUAAAUACUCUAAAGGAAGGUAUGAGAUCUGCAGGCGCCACAAGGACUGUGAUGCCCUCUACAAAGCUACUGUUCGGGUAGCAGGGACUCCAGAACGUGAUGCAGAGUGUGGACCAUGUUUACCAGGGUAUUACAUGCUGGAGACCAAACCCAGGAACCUGUAUGGAAUGGUUUGCCACUCCUGUCAAAAUGCCCCACGCAACACCAAAGAAUGCAUGCAACCCAACAAGUCUAAAUUAAAACCUCUAAUUAAUGCUGGCAGCACCACAGUUUUCCCUCAUCUAAAUAAAGAAGCUCCAGGACAGGGUCACCUAGCAACAGCACUCAUUAUUGCCAUGUCAACCAUCUUCAUCAUGGCCAUCGCCAUCGUUCUCAUCAUAAUGUUUUACAUCCUGAAGGCCAAGCCGAACAGCCAAGCGUGUUGCUCUGGGCAAGUCGUGAAAGCAGUGGAGGCUCAGACUAACAAACACGAAGACAAAAAAGAGAUCCCUGAAAGUGCGGUCAUCUUCUCCGAAAAAGAAGAGUAUGAUAAACUGAAAGCUCCUCCUCAGAAGGUGGUGAAAAGUGAAAAUGACGCAUCAUCAGAGAACGAGCAGCUGCUGAGCCGCAGCAUUGACAGCGACGAGGAGCAGACAUCAGAAAAGCAGGGAUCUGCAGAAACAACAACCCCCAGUCCAAACCUGUGCCUCGUCGAUCUCGGAAACAAACCUGACCUCUCCCUGCUCACUCUGGGACUUUUGGGUCGCGGUCGCACAGGCAACGGCACCCCAGCUGUAGCAACCAGCCACCCCAAUAACAUCCCAAAUCCCAACCACAUCAACGGUGUCAACCACAUCACUUCCAACAACCACAUCAGCAGUGUGAAUGGGAUCAACAACAAUAAAACCCCAGGGAUGCUACAGAAUCGAAGGAAAAAGAUCAUUGAUUUGUACGCUAAAGCCUGCAACAUGACUGAGGGCCUGAGUCCCACAGAACUUCCCUUUGACUGCUUGGAGAAGGCGAGCCGCAUGCUGAGCUCCUCCUACAGCAGUGAAGCAGCCGUGGUGAAGACAUGGAGGCACCUGGCUGAAAGUUUCGGGCUGAAGCGUGAUGAGAUUGGGGGCAUGAGCGACGGCCUUCAGCUCUUUGAGAGAGUCAGCACAGCCGGCUACAGCAUCCCCGACCUCCUCACUCGCCUGGUGCAGAUCGAGAGGCUGGACGCCGUGGAGUCGCUCUGCUUCGACGUGCUGGGGAGCAGCGAGGUCGCGGCGGUGGCUGGCCGGCAGGGUAUCAACAGUUUUCACAGCCAGUUAGUUUGCCCUUCGUCCUGCACAUCUCCAUCCCAACGCUGCGCCAGUGUCUGAAAACCAGGAGCAUAGACUCGAGAGGCUUGGAGGUCUUCCAGUGCACGUUUCUGUAAGGACAGAUUUACUCUGACAAGCAUGACUGUGCACAUGGAGUGUACACAUUACAUGAAGAAUGUCAGUGGGCUUUCUGCCCACAAUCUUUAUUUUCUAAAAGUCUUAAAGAGCUUUAAAUUACUCAUUUUUCUAUGUUCUAGUGUUGGAUUUAAAAUAAUAAAUCCGAGUCAGGCAUGUUCUAAAUUUAAAAAAUAAUGUCCAACUGUUUUAAUCUGAUGUUGCCUUCCGUUAUUGCCAGAGAACCGUUGUGCGCCGGGCGCUCUAAUUAAUGUUCUUUUUCAGAUUUUUAAAAAAAGAAAUCCCGUACUCAGCCUUUGCUGCACGAUUUUGGUGGGCCCCAUCCAGCACGGGCUCUCAGCAGGACUCUUAUUGAACUUUUGAAGUGGGACUCAAACCUCUUGCAGCUGAUGAAACCAGACGCUCACGUUUGUACAAAGAAAGCAACCUGGUUCGACUGUGGCAUUAGUUAGCAUUCAGAACGGUUUCUUUGACUGGGCUGUCACCAGCAGAAAUGAGCUCUCCACUUUGAUUGCAAUCGUCACGGCAGCUGGAAACACUAAAACAUCGUUCAGCUACGCUUUCAUCUAAGAAACUUUCUUGUGAACUCUGGACUUCUGUCAGAUGACCAGAAAACACUCGCAAAUGGACAAAAAAUAAUUCCAAUAUUGUCAUUUUUAAGGCAGAACAAGAAUGAUAAAUGUUGGGGUUUACUAUGCAAUCUUUAAAACAACAACAUGGGUGUGCCGUUUUAUUUAUUCAUUUUUUUAAAUAAAAAUGAUGACAAAGACAAACAGUUCAACUAUGUACCCCAGAAAAACAUCAACUUAAAGAAAGAGCCCCAAAACACAGAUUUGUUUUAUAUAGUAUGGUUAGCAUUCAACUAUUUAAUCCAUAUAAUGUAUGAACACAGUGUCGUGCACCACAUGCCCUCGGUGCACUUUUUACACUCAGAUUCACACACACUCCUACUAAAGCUACUUCCUCAGCAGUGACCCCCCUCCCUUCUCAUAACUCUGCCUAGCUCCCCUUAUACUCCAAUCUUGUGGUCUUGUGCUGCCGCCAUCCCUAAUUAUUUGGCGUGUGGCUCAUGCCCCUAAUAAGUCGAAGUGUUGUGGUUUACAGAGCGGGUGCAAAGUGCCUGUGAUUUCCAGCACCCAAUUAAGCAUUUAGGGCCACUUAACUUAAGACUGGUAGAAAAAUCCAUAUCACCCCUGCAUUAAAAAAACAAGAUUGAUGCCAGGGUAUUUGGACCACUAGCUCACAGGCUCCUGCUUUUGUGAAAGGUGAGCAAGUGGUUCCUGUUAUGGUGGAGGUAUUGCUGCACUGACCUGUAAAACGUCUGUUCUUUUUCAGCGUUUGUGGUCGGCUCACUCGUGCUCAGAAAGGAUUUCAGCCCCCCCCCCCCACCCCUAUGGGACCAAUUGACUAAACAAGAACAAUGUGCAGCUGUGUGAGAAGCAGCUGAGGCCACUUAGGUGUUGUAAGCUCAGAACGUGUCCCUCUCAUAGGCAUCGGGGUCAAUGAUACAAGAAUCAGCAGCAACAUUGAUGCUACAGGUCAAGUCUGCUCAUUUCUGCGGCGAUUAUCCGACUCAGCAAAACUAAAAGAGUUGCUUUGAUGUCCCUUCCUGGUAACAGGACUGAUUUUAAUCUGAUGUUGCCUUCAUAAUGUCCCGGGUCUGCUCUGCAGAUACGAUUUUCCUUCCCGACAAUUUUCUCUUCUGUGGAGAUCCAAUCUCUCGUUGCAAUCUGGAGCUGGACUCCUGUACUACUUCAAGAACAUAUCUAUUAUGUUGUGUCUUUGAUUUAAACCUCCAAUUUAGAUGUGUUUUCCUGUCAGAAUGUCAACAAUUGAUUUAUAGUGUGAAGCUGAUGUUUUUUAUACUUUAAAUACGUUUUAUAUAUAUAUAUAUAUAUAGAAAUAUUUUUUGUUGGAAAUACAUGAAAGGAAAUAGAAAAUGCUCCUAAACUAUGCUCAGUUUUGUCAGACAUGUAUUAUGCUGAUAUGACAAUACACAGAUUUACUUACCUCAGUAGCACAAACAAUAUAAAACAACAUGUAGAAACACUCCGACUUAUCGCAGAACCCAAGUGUAAAUGUAUAUAUAAGUUAUUAUUGUACAUAAAACAUAUCUUAAUAAAGAUGUAUGGUGAAAAUUA
Nothobranchius furzeri (turquoise killifish) is the source of this 4123-nucleotide messenger RNA. It is a transcript of the gene edar, whose product is annotated as ectodysplasin A receptor. Lineage: Eukaryota; Metazoa; Chordata; Actinopteri; Cyprinodontiformes; Nothobranchiidae. Gene Ontology annotation, cellular component: plasma membrane. Gene Ontology annotation, molecular function: signaling receptor activity. The record is from RefSeq and is a predicted model, not a curated record. Gene Ontology annotation, biological process: positive regulation of JNK cascade; positive regulation of canonical NF-kappaB signal transduction.